Paramormyrops kingsleyae is the source of this 951-nucleotide messenger RNA. RefSeq names its product C-signal-like. Gene Ontology annotation, cellular component: cytoplasm. NCBI's taxonomy places the organism in Eukaryota, Metazoa, Chordata, Actinopteri, Osteoglossiformes, Mormyridae. Gene Ontology annotation, molecular function: oxidoreductase activity. The record is from RefSeq and is a predicted model, not a curated record.
AGUAGUACGCUGUGGCUGGUCCGCAGUAACUAUACAUUGCGAGUGCAGUGUAUGCAUGGUACAAUUACAAUAAUGAGCGGAGCAUUAAGCCAGUGUCGGUCAGUGCUGCUAACCGGGGCGAGCAGGGGCAUCGGUUUGCAAAUGGCUAAAGAUUUGGCUAAAAAGACCGAAAGGCCGGCGCUAAUUAUCGCGACUGCCCGUAACCCAGCGGCUGCAGAGGAACUUCAAAGAGUUGCUAAGGAGUACUCGGGCGUCCACGUUCUAACGCUUGAUGUGACCAGUCAAGCCAGUAUAGAUGCUGCUGUUGAGGAGGUGUCACCUUUGGUGGGGGCAGAGGGGCUGAACUGCCUUAUAAACAAUGCAGCCAUUGGCAAGACUAUCAACCUCAAGACGGUGACAGCUGAAGAGAUGCUGAAGACAUAUGAAAGUAACACUGUGGCCCCUCUCAUGGUCACUAAGGCCUUUUUGCCGCUUCUGCGAGCAGCUGCGACACGUGGCUCUGGGAUGGGGAUCCACAGAGCUGCUGUGAUCAACAUGUCCACUGUUCUUGGUUCCGUCCAACUCAACUUUGGCUCGGUUUUGGGUCCUUUGGCAGAAUUUAAGUGGUAUCCCUAUAAGGUGUCCAAGGCAGCCUUGAACAUGGUGACGAGGUGUCUAGCCGUAGAUCUGGAGUCGGAGGGAAUUCUCUGCGUGGCCGUUCACCCGGGCUGGGUGCGCACUGACAUGGGGGGCCCACGGGCUGACCUGAGUGUGGAGGAGAGUGUUUCUUCAGUCCUGAGUCUGCUUGCUGGAUUGUCUGAAAAGGAUCACGGGGGAUAUCUGGAUUACACAGGGAAGACACUGCCUUGGUGAUAUUUCCUUUGGGACGCUUUGGCUGCAUCCUGCAUCCUCUUUAUUGCAACCUGCUUUAAUGCUGUACCUGUAAUUGUGAAAUAAAUGAAACUGGCUCGA